Molecule: messenger RNA, 3064 nt
Organism: Hemiscyllium ocellatum (epaulette shark)
Lineage: Eukaryota; Metazoa; Chordata; Chondrichthyes; Orectolobiformes; Hemiscylliidae
Product: CASP8 and FADD-like apoptosis regulator
Exons: 10
Coding region: 425-1993 (522 amino acids)
Biological process (GO): proteolysis; negative regulation of extrinsic apoptotic signaling pathway via death domain receptors
Molecular function (GO): cysteine-type endopeptidase activity; protein binding
Source: RefSeq, a predicted model, not a curated record
UACUGUAUGUGGAUGGGAAUUCUGUGUGGGAUGACAGUGAGGCAUGGUGUUUAGGAAAUACCGCAAUGAAGACCGUUCCGAGGGAGAGGAGAUGUUUUUUACGGUGUUCCUGCGCUCCGUUCAGACAGUCCGGCCCCCAGCCCUCCCGCCCAGAGCCUGCUGUCAGAGAGCGGCGCUGAGCAGGAGGAGGGGGCACGGGGUCUGGCUCCCGGCCCCGGCCCUGGCCCGGAUCAUAACGCGAUGCUUUCACUUUCACUUUCUCCAGGGGACGAGAACUGGUGAUCGGGGCAGGUCUUUGUCAGAGUUUCGUUUCGUGCUGUAAAAGAGAAGUCAAUGGCGUCACCAGAGAUGAGGUCACAGCACAAUAUUAUAGGCUGGGGAAAUCUCAGUUUUCUGUAAAGAAUUCUUGGGGCUGCUGCCUUCAAUGUUCAUCAAUAUGUUCAAGCAAAAUACUCCGGAUAUCAGACUACUGGCAUUGCAAAUAGCUGAUAAACUGUCGAAGGAUGAAAGUGCCACCUUAGUGUUUUUGUGCCUUGAUAUUCUGAAAGAUUACUUAAAUAUUGGGGAAGUGAAAGAGCUGUUUGAGAUCCUGUUCAAGCGGAACCUGCUGAGGAUUGAGCUCCUAAAUGAACUGCUUUAUCGAAUAAAGAGGUUUGAUGUUCUGAAAGGAUUGAAAGUUGACGUGAAGUGUUUGGAGAGACAUUUGAACAGUGGUAAAGGAUACGUAUCUUCAUACAGGCAGUUGUUGACGGACAUCAGCGAAAAUCUCUGUCAAGAAGAUUUGCAAUCUAUUUUGUUUUUAUUAAGUUGCCAAGUACCAAAAGGCCACCAGGAAGCAAUGAAGACCUUCCUAGAUUUAAUUGUCGAACUGGAGAAACUUGGCAAGAUUGAUGCAAAUAAUUUGGAAUUGGUGGAAGAUUGUCUAAAGAACAUUGGGAGAAUGGAUCUGAGAAAGAGGGUCUCUAAAUACAAACAAAUGUCUCUUGGAGCUCAUUCCAUGCAAAAUUCCAAUGCAUAUCGGAAUGUUAUCCCAAUCGCUGUUCCCUUUCAAGAGCAGGGUUCUGGCCGUGCGCAGUUUGAACAGAGUCGACAGGUGAGCAGUUGGAUGCCAGCAUUUGGAAGCUGUAACACAAGUGAGUUAUCGAGACAACACGUUCACUCAAACUAUCCAACAUCAUUAGUGGCCUCAGUUGAAGAGCAACAAUCAGAGUCAAUGAUGAACCCAGCCGUUGAAUCGGUUCAGCCUCCUGGAGCAGCAGCUGCAGCACUACAGAAUGGGUUGGAGGUGUACAGGGUACAGAGUACACCCCUCGGCCUCUGUUUAAUCAUCGAUUGCAUUGGAACUGAUGCAGCUUUACUAAAGGAAACAUUUGAGAUUCUCCAGUUCCGGGUGGUCACCCACUUAUACGUCGAGCUGGACCGUCUGAAGCAGAUCCUGAGGGAAACCUCCCAACGCGAGGACCUGGCCACAGUCGACUGUUUCGUGUGUUGCAUCGUGAGCCGGGGGAUGACCGACAGCAUCCUGGCAAUCAAUGGGCAAAGCCCUGGCCUCUUGUUUGAAGAAAUCCAGCAGUACUUCAAAGGACUGAGAUGUCGGGCCCUGGUGGGGAAACCCAGGCUUUUCUUCGUUCAGGAUUUCCUCGCGGCCACACCUGACCCUGAUGAGAGUUUAGAGACAGACACUGCUCAGGGCAACGGAGAGGUGGUUCAAGCUGAUGGUCGUGCCUGGGAGGAAGUAAUCCCACAGGAAGCAGACAUCCUGUGGUGUUGCUGCAGAGUGUCUGAGCACCUGAUCUUCCAGGCGGGCCAGCAACCAUCGUCCUUUAUGCGCACGUUGUCGGAGUGUCUACGGGAACAUCACAAGAGUGAUUUGAUAUCAAUGCUAACGGAGGUGAACAGACAGACAAUGCUGAGGAACCGUCAACUGGCUUUUGAGGAACCUGUACCGCUGGUCCUCCGCCACACUCUGAGGAAAAAACUCAUCUUGCCGUGAGGGGCCCCUGUGACCGCUACUGCAUUAGUUAUGUUCAGAAACUGGCCAACCACAGCAUGAAACCAGCUUCACCACCUCACAAGCAAUCUCCGAACACCGGGGCCUGGGCACCUAAAGAAACAAGGUUUGAUGCAUUGGUUCAGUCAGGAGAGGAGAAUUAGAUCCACUGAAAGAUCCAGUCACAAGUGACAAGGAUCUAGGUUAAGGUGGAGGGAUCGAGGUGGUGAGGGAUCAAGAUCAGGGAUUAAGACAGGGAGAUCUAGAGAGUAAUCCAAAGAUCUAAAUUGGGGGAGAGGGAUCAUGACAAGAGCAGAGGGUUUGUGAUAUUUAAAGCAAGCAAGAAAGGAUGUAGACGGGCACAGGAAUCUAGACUCGGAGUAAAUUGGGAGGGAUGUGGGCUGGGGUAAAGGGAGUAAAGUAGGGAGAUAGAGACAGCUAGACUAGGAAUCAAGGAAGGGAGGGAUCAAGGAAUGCUGUGUUAGCCAUCAAGCCUAUUAUGUUGUAUGUCACUUCAUCACUUAGUGAAAUUGUUUAUCAAUGUAUUCAUUGGAGGUCUUUUAGCUAUCACCACCAUAAGUGUUCUUCAGUUUUUUGGAGCUUUUUCAUGUUAUCUAUUAAGUAUCUACGAGUGUGAUUAUAUUUUGUAAAAAUAGUAAGAUAUUUACUGGAGUACUGGCUGCAAUUCUGGCUUAUGGUCCUCCGACAUCAAUUGCCUGUUGUAGUGGCCAUUUCUGGAGUUUAUAAGAACAUACAGUAUGUAAGAACAUAGGAAAGAGGAGUGGGCCAUAUAGCCAUUCAAGCCUGCUCUGCUAUUUAAUAAAAUUAUGAUUUACCUUCACUUAAAAUGUUCUAAUAUGUGCAAUACUGUAUGUUUUAACUUAUGUUUUUUGAUAGAUUACUUUGUAAUAUAUAAGUUAUAUUAUUCUGAUUAUAUGUUUAAUAACAAUAAAUUCAUUAUCCCUUUAACUCAAAAAAAGAAAAGCCUGGUUGAAUUGGCUUCUUUCAAAGCAUAAGUUGAUUUAGUUUGGGAGAGAGGUAUCCAAAGGAAAGAGAUCCAGCCUCACUUUGACC